AUGUAUGAGUCCGUUUACCAGUACGUUCGGCAAUGUGAACUCUGCCACCGCAUUAAACCAAGUAAUGAGAACACCAAAACACCUCACGGCGAAUAUAGAGAACCAAAACGACCGGGUAGACAAUUAUCGAUUGACUUCGUCGGUAAGCUGCCCAUGCCUACAACGCGUAACCAAUGGAUCUUCGUAGCCAUCGACUGUUACUCGCGAUAUGUCUGGGUGCAGCCCAUGAAAAACGCAAACGCCAUAUCCGUAGUCAAUUAUCUUCGACAUAUAUUCACGGUGAAUGGCUGCCCCGAACCCAUUAUAUCAGAUAAUAGUCCUCAAUUCAUCAGUCAAACUUUCGCUAAGCUUUGCGCCGAUUAUAAUAUCAAACACAUGAAAACGCCUUUGUACCAUCCACAAGCCAAUCAGGUAGGGGCGACAAACAAAAGCAUUAAACUUGGACUACGUGCUCACAUGGCUGAUCUUCUUGAACAUUCCUCCUGGGAAAACUAUCUUUCUCGUGUUAUUCAUGAUAAUAACACUUCAGUGCAUUCAGCCACGGCCUACACGCCGGUCGUGAAUAUGUGA
Messenger RNA from Rhagoletis zephyria (snowberry fruit fly), 570 nucleotides. RefSeq lists its product as uncharacterized. Gene Ontology annotation, biological process: DNA integration. The record is from RefSeq and is a predicted model, not a curated record. Gene Ontology annotation, molecular function: nucleic acid binding. NCBI's taxonomy places the organism in Eukaryota, Metazoa, Arthropoda, Insecta, Diptera, Tephritidae.